This is a messenger RNA of Cottoperca gobio, 3023 nucleotides long. RefSeq names its product protein phosphatase 2, regulatory subunit B, alpha b (gene ppp2r2ab). The record is from RefSeq and is a predicted model, not a curated record. The transcript is spliced from 10 exons. Lineage: Eukaryota; Metazoa; Chordata; Actinopteri; Perciformes; Bovichtidae. Gene Ontology annotation, cellular component: protein phosphatase type 2A complex. Bases 262 to 1599 code for a protein of 445 amino acids. Gene Ontology annotation, molecular function: protein phosphatase regulator activity; protein binding.
CUCGAGAGGGGUGGGGAAGAAGUGACUUGUGGGAUGCGGCAAGAGAGACAGAGGGGGAGAGUGACUGACACACAGAGUGAAACAACAGCGAGACUAGCGGGAAAGAUAUAAAAUAACCCGCUUUACGGUUAAUUUAUCGCCUGACAUUCAGGUUUGCGCAGACAGACAGCGGAAGAAAAAGUUCAGAUUCCACAAACCAGCGCGUGGGAGUGGGAAGCAGGAUCGUGACUGACUGAGGCAAGCUCCACUGUCUGUCUCGUCAUGGCAGGACCUGGAGGUGACAUGCAGUGGUGCUUCUCUCAGGUGAAAGGAGCCAUUGAUGAUGAUGUAGCUGAAGCGGACAUCAUAUCCACAGUUGAGUUCAACCACACAGGGGAGCUGCUAGCCACUGGAGACAAGGGUGGGCGUGUAGUCAUUUUCCAGCAGGAAAUAGAGAAUAAGAAUCUGCCUCAGUUCCGGAGCGAAUACAACGUUUACAGCACUUUUCAGAGCCAUGAGCCCGAGUUUGACUACUUGAAGAGUUUGGAAAUAGAAGAGAAGAUCAACAAGAUUCGCUGGCUUCCUCAGAAGAAUGCUGCUCAGUUCCUGUUGUCGACUAACGAUAAGACAAUCAAGUUGUGGAAAAUCAGUGAACGAGACAAGAGACCAGAUGGCUAUAAUCUCAAAGAAGAGGAUGGACGCUACAAAGACCCCAACACUAUCACGUCACUGCGGGUACCCGUUUUAAUACCCAUGGACCUCAUGGUGGAAGCCAGUCCACGGAGGGUGUUCGCCAACGCUCACACCUACCAUAUCAACUCUAUCUCGGUCAACAGUGACGAGGAGACUUACCUGUCUGCAGACGACCUCCGCAUCAACCUCUGGAACCUCGAGAUCACCGACCGCAGCUUCAAUAUUGUUGACAUUAAACCGGCCAACAUGGAGGAGCUAACGGAGGUGAUCACAGCAGCAGAGUUCCAUCCUCAUCAGUGUAACACCUUCGUCUACAGCAGCAGCAAAGGAACCAUCCGUCUGUGUGACAUGAGGGCUUCAGCGCUGUGCGACAAGCAAUCCAAAUUGUUUGAGGAGCCAGAAGAUCCCAGUAAUCGCUCUUUCUUCUCUGAGAUCAUAUCCUCCAUCUCAGAUGUUAAGUUUAGCCACAACGGACGCUACAUGAUGACCAGAGAUUACUUGUCCGUUAAGAUUUGGGAUCUGAACAUGGAGAACAGGCCAGUGGAGACCUAUCAGGUUCAUGAGUACCUGAGGAGCAAGCUGUGCUCGCUGUAUGAGAAUGACUGCAUCUUUGACAAGUUUGAAUGCUGCUGGAAUGGCAAUGACAGUGUGGUGAUGACUGGCUCAUACAACAACUUCUUCCGGAUGUUCGACCGUGGCCAAAGGCGGGAUGUAACCUUGGAGGCCUCCCGAGAAAACAGCAAGCCCAUGCAGGUCCUAAAGCCUCGCAAAGUUUGCGCUGGGGGCAAGCGCAAGAAGGACGAAAUCAGCGUGGACAGUUUGGACUUCAACAAGAAGAUCCUUCACACUGCCUGGCAUCCCCAGGACAACAUCAUUGCAGUGGCGACGACCAACAACCUCUACAUAUUCCAGGAUAAAGUGAACUAACACCGGGGUGAGUUUAUGUGAGAUCUGGCGCGGGUGAUGUCACGUGUACCACCUGCAGCCUCGCAAGCCUCACCCAGGGUGAUCUGCGGUAAUGCCGACAACCAGCAUCCCUGUCCAUCGCUACUGGGUGACCAGACUUUGCCACUUUGUUCUAGAUGUGGACAGAGGAAGCCUCGCUCUUGCCCAUCAUCAGCCUGUCUGUGGCAGAGUAACACCUGCCUUGUUGUUUAAGUGAUGUUGUGCCAAUUCUUUUCUUUUCCCUUUUUGAUAUUGCUAUAUUUUUUUUGCCAGCCCAAAACCCAUGUUACCAGAGGGGAAGAAAGGGGCAGGCCCUUUCGUCCCUUGUGGUAAAAUGGGUACACAAGUUUGAUUUCCUUAAAAUUCUGAAUACAGACACACUUAUUUUUAUAACUUUCCCCCCCAAUGGCUCUGUGGUAGAAAAUGAAAAACACUUAUUUAGUAUGUCCCCUUAUUGUCCUGUGCCAUUGUAGUGUUUAUUUUUCUAAGAAAAAAAUUGCCAGUCUUUUUUUUUUUUUUUUUUUGUGCGUGUGUAUACACCUUUUUAUUAAUUCGUCAGUUAUACAGUCAUAGUAUUCUUCAUGUCUCCCCUCGUUCAUUAAACCAUGCAUACUCAACAGUCACAAAUGUAUGCGCACAGUUUUGUUUCCACACUUGCUGCUCGUACGUGCAGGACAGCAACACCUCAGCGGUUGCCUCCAGGAGUUUGAGGAGUACAGUGUGUUCUCACAGAUUGAAAGCCCGGCCCAGUGAGGAUUUGUCCCGCUCACUGUUGCUGUGCCUCAGGCUCAAAUAUGUCCAGAGUACAGAAUAGAUCCUCUUUUUUCUUUUUUUUGAUUGGCUCUGUCUCAACGUCUUUUGUGCAUUGGUUCCUCUUCCUCCUUUUGUUUGUGUUUGACAAUAGUCAGGUAUAAGAGAUAGCCUAUUCAAAGAUAAUUAUUAUGAUUGUCAUAUUUAUAUUAAAAAAAAGUUAAAAUGUCACCAGAUUUGUUCCGUCCUAUUUUGUGAAAUGAACCUGGACCUUACACUUCUUUUAGAGUGAUCUUUAAUUAUUGUCUUCCUAUGGUGUACCACAACUUUGAAGCAGUACUUCACAACAGGGAAAAAACUUUUUGAUUUGACACUGGACUCUUGCUGCACCAACUAAAGUACUUGGAUGUGUUGUAAGUUUAAAAGAAAACAUUAUUUGAGGCAUUAAGUCACUUAAAGUGUUUGUUUAAAACUACUGCAGACAUUAUAACUGCUACUGUAAUGUGAUGGUACAAUAAGCUGCACAAGGAUUUGCGGCAAUUAAUGUCUCCACACGUAUUUAAAAUGUGGACAGUUCAAUUAAAUUGAUGCCUCUAGUAAUGUAUAACUACAGUUUUAAUCUAUGACGGUGAAGAUAAUAAAGGAACUACUUUUUG